AUGCGCAUAAUCCUUAAGAUUUUUUUUGAGCUCCACAACACAUUAUCAUAAUUGAUUAAGUAAUGUUAUACCUAGCAAUUCUAACCUUGCUAUUAUUUUUAGUAGGUGCAUCCUUUUACUUGUUAGAGUAUAUAACCCAACUAUUCAAGACUAUUAGGGGAAAUGAAUAGAUUUGUAUUCCUCACUCUUCCUCAGUUAAUCAAGUAAAUUCAAGCAUAACGCCUAGAAAAAUAUGUGGAGAUAAAAUAUUCAGAGUCUUCUAAAUAGGAAUAAAAUAACAUUUCUUUACUAAUCAUCCAAUAGUAUAAAUAUUCUAUGUCAUUUUUGCUGUGGAAGGAUAUUUGAUUUAUCUCUUUUUUGGAUGUCUUACAUUGUUUGGUAAUAAUUCAUUAGUGUCACAUGCAGACACAGUAAUUGGAUAAAUAAUGGCAUUCUUUUUUCGAUUCCUUUUUUAAGGUUUGUAAAUACGACUAGGAAUAAUAACUAAGGAGAAUAAUUAAGUGUACAUUAAUGAAUUUAAGGAAUACAAUGAUAAUGUAGUUAUUUGUAAGAUAAUCAAUGCAGUACAUGUAAUGUCAUCAAACCAGCAAAAAGUAAGCAUUGCAGAUCAUAGUGUUUGGAGUAAUGAAAGAUUGAAAGAACUUGAAGUUCUUCAGACUGAAAGUAGAGAAAAGUUACUCAAAGAUGCAAAAACUCCUGAGGAGAUUAAGGAAUUGAGUGAUAAAUUAGAGAAAUUUUAGUCAUGUAAAAAUAGGACAAUUUCAGCUAAAUACAUAGGGAUUUGGAAAGGAUUGAAAAAAGAGUAUAAUGAACCAGAUGAAUUGGGCUAGAAAAUUAGAAUAAACAAUAGAAUAUAAUAAUAAUGGAUUAAUAAUAUAUGUGUUCUAGGAAUCCAAAAUAAGCAGUGUCUCGUUUUCUCAUUAAUCACAAACAAUAAGGAUUAUGUUGCUAAUAAUACAUAUAUUAAGAUAGUUUACCAUAGUAAUUUGUCGUCUCUUUGCAAUUGUAACUCACUUUAGUUAGGUCAGAGAUUAAUAAUAAAAUUAACGAUAUCUAUGAGGAGAAGAAGAUUAGCACUCAAUAUGACAUGGACGUACUCAAGAACAUUCAGCAAGCAUUCAAGGCCUAAAUAUUUCACCUAACUAUUAGGAAUUUUAUCUUUACUGACACUUAUCUUUUAUUUAUUUUCGGAACAAAUAAAGAUUAACAAGCUAAAUUAAUUUCGAUGCUUAUAUUAAUAAGAUUCUUUCAAGACUAAUAUAUAAUGUUUUGAAAAAAUUAUAUAAAAAAUAUGA
Paramecium octaurelia is the source of this 1295-nucleotide messenger RNA. NCBI's taxonomy places the organism in Eukaryota, Ciliophora, Oligohymenophorea, Peniculida, Parameciidae. The record is from the annotation of a GenBank genome assembly.